Epinephelus lanceolatus (giant grouper) is the source of this 1923-nucleotide messenger RNA. The record is from RefSeq and is a predicted model, not a curated record. Lineage: Eukaryota; Metazoa; Chordata; Actinopteri; Perciformes; Serranidae.
GGUAAUGACCUUUAUUGCUCACACAAAUAGGCAACAGCUCUGGGGUCUUUGGGUUUAGCUUGCUUGUAGUUUCAGCGGCGAGUGAGUGAGCCGAGAGCAGGCACUUGAGCAGUCUGAGAGUUGGGGACUGUACCGUGAGUGCAGGUGGGUUUCUCUUGAGGCUGGUAGUGGAGUGAAGACUGAAGUAACUUGCCGAACAAGGAGAGCUGAGAUCUGUCAGGUAGAAUGUUUACCUUCCCACAACAAACCAACUCAGCUCAGGUGAGGCUGGUAUUAUCAGGACUGGAUCUGAGUGCUUUAACAGUCUGUCUCAGGUAUUUUACAGACCUCGGUAGAGAUUACAGUCUUUUCUCUUUGGCCACACCCUCUGCUGACAAUGCACUUCUGAUUUACAAGGAGGCUGCAAGCGAUAGGAUUAAUCUCGCGAUCAGGAAUAGUGGUGCAGUCUUCAGAGGGCAGGACUACAGACUGAACACAUGGCACUCAGUUUGUGCCACAUGGGAUUCGGCAUCUGGUGUAGGGCAGAUGUGGCUAGAUGGAAAGCCCUCAAGUAGGAAAUUCAUCAGCUCUGGAUCUGACAUCAGCGGGCCCAUCAUAAUUGUUUUAGGACAGGAGCAGGAUUCUCAUGGCGGAGGCUUUGACAUUAAUCAGUCUUUUGUUGGCAUGCUGUCUGACAUCCACAUGUGGGACCACACCCUUUUGCCAUGCCAGAUCCAGAAUUACGAGGAUUAUCUGACCUUCACCGCGGGAAAUUUGCUCAACUGGAGGACACUGGAGUUCCUGACUAAAGGAAGAGUGCUGAUAGAAGAUAAACACGAGCCCUACUGUUAAACUUUUCAGGUUAAACAAAAAAGAAAUCCUCUUAACUCCAAAGAUUGUCUAUCAUGUUUUAAAAAUCUGUUGUUAAUAUUAUUAUCUUUUGCUAUAUUUGUUCAUCAUAUUAUUGCAAAGAAUGACUUUUUCUUUUUCUUUAAUGUACUUACUGUGCAAUCAUAAAUCCAGUCGAAGCUAACUUUCCAAAGUGAAUUUGUGAUUGUGAAAUUAAAACCAACCGAAAACCGAUGAAAACAAAGUUCAAAUUGUAUUGCAUCAGUAUGUGCUAUUUUUCCAAAGAAUAUUAUUUGUAUAGAUAUUACACAUUGUGUGUGCUCCUCAGUAGUAGCUUGUGAGUACUGUAUAUGUCUCCUCUUCUGAUCGCUCCACAUUCUGUAUUCUUCAUUUCAGUUGUCUCCCAAUGGUCUCAGUUGUGUUGUAUUUAAAGCAAGAUCAAACAAGUUUUGAAGUAAAGUUGUAUUGUGUUUAAUAACGUCUGUAGCUCAGUAAUGAAAUGUAACAAAGGAUACUAUAAAUAAAAAAGUGAAUAUCAUGUAAACACUCUAAUUUUGUAUUGUGACGAAGCUGCUCAAAGCCUAAUUUUGUAUGGUUAGUGUACCCAGUAAGAGUAUAACCCUUUUAAGAGUCCUUAGUUAAUAUUUUACAUUUCCAAAUUACCAGAAUCUGAAGCCAUAUAUUGCAUGCAAGGAAGGAGACAAGAAGAAAACACACUGCUGUGAAUCAUUGACAAGUACCAGAUAAUCACAUGUAACUACUACAUAUAAGUACUUGGGUUUUGAGCUUCAGCAGUUCGGGCAAUGCAUCCUUGUACAUGUAGGCACUGAAAUGACGGCUGUGCAAGACAGAAACUGCUGUCAAUGCAGCAUGCACUGAGGAAUUUAUUGCCACAGCUGACUGCAUUUACCAUCAACACUGUUGGGAUAUCUACUUAAGAUGUGCCAAACUUCUCAUUUAAUGUUUACCAUGUUCACUAUCUUUUGUCCUUGAGUAUAUAAUAAAUAACCACAAAAAUAAUACACACUAUGUUGAUGGUUAUCUUGAGGAUGUGAAACGAUGAAUAAAUGCAAUAAAAAGAUAAACGCAGACGUA